AUGUCCGGAAUCCCUCCCAACGUUGCUCAAUUAACUGGUCCUUUGCUUUUAGGCUUAGUCGGUAACUGGGGCCUCUUUGGAUGCAGCGCUGUUCAAGUGUAUCUCUACUACCUCAAUUUUCCGAAGGACAGCUGGCGACUGAAAACUUUAGUUUAUGGGCUCUUCAUCUGGGAUAUAUUGCAAACUGCCUUGUAUACUAGUACAGUUUUUGCUUCUUUAGCCUCUGGUUGGGGCGAUGUUGCAGCGCUGGAGGGCUUAGGACUCAUUUGGUUCGACAUUCCCUUCAUGAGUGGUGUCGCAAGUUGUAUAGUGCAGUGCUUCUACGCAUGGCGGAUCUAUGUUCUAGGAAGGUCUAUACCAUUGGCCCUUUUCAUCGCCGCACUCGCGUUAAUGGAAGGUAGCGCUGCAAUGGCGCUUGGAAUUACCAUUAAACUUUCGGUUCAAACGUUCUCUGAUUUACAAAGCAAGACCUUUGUAGUGACCACGGUCUGGCUUUUGGGAAGCGCUUCCUGCGACGUGAUUAUUUCCGUGUGCAUGUUAUACCUGCUCACUCGUGCUAGGAAAUUCACUAGCUACCGUCACACUGAAAACAUGCUGUCCCGCCUCAUUGGCUUGACAGUCGGUGGUGGUCUUCUCACUACCAGUAUCGCAAUUGUUGAUGCAGUCAUGUAUAUUGUUUUCCAGCAUAACAAUCACCAUGCUGCCCCAGUUGCUAUACUUGCCAAAUUGUACACUAACGCCUUGAUGGUUCUUUUCAACAGCCGUCGGAGACACGAAAGCACCCAUUCCACCGUCAACUAUACUUGGGAUGGAGAAGGGGGGCCGCCCUCUAAUCGGCCAGGGAUAUCAAGUGAUAGCGUCUUCAAUCGCGCCAUCUCUGUUGAUGUCAAUGUGAAUCGUACAACCGAUGCACCAGUUGAAAGCUAUUCAAUGGCCCCUUUCAGUUCGCAGAAACAUGCUGACGAAGGGUUUGGUUCCCAGGAAGGAGAGUCGAAAGCCGCAUGGAACUUGGACAAAUGA
Lentinula edodes (shiitake mushroom) is the source of this 1020-nucleotide messenger RNA. RefSeq lists its product as uncharacterized. The record is from RefSeq and is a predicted model, not a curated record. The transcript has 10 exons. NCBI's taxonomy places the organism in Eukaryota, Fungi, Basidiomycota, Agaricomycetes, Agaricales, Omphalotaceae. The coding region runs from base 1 to 1020 and encodes 339 amino acids.